UGAGAUAUUAAAUGAUGAAAAAAAUUGGGCUCAGCGUGGAUCAGUUUGCGAGGCCCAUGUAUUUACCCAAAUUAAAUUAAUUAACAAAAAUGUGCUCUAUUGUGUCUGAGCCCGGGUUCGAACCGGGGACCUCUAGUGUGUGAGACUAGCGUGAUAACCAACUACACCACCCAGACAUGUUGAUGCAUAUACAUAACAAAGGAUAUUCAUGUAUGAUGCAUGUGCAACUAAAGUUGACUUUGUUGCCUUCUUUUUGUCUUCAACAACCUCACAAUUCCCGAAGUCUGAUAACACUGUACUACAAUGUUUCAGUUUGUAUUAUUGAUAUUAUGCUACUCCGUCGUAGCGGCACAAGCAGAAAGCAAUUCCUCUCCUUACAUGUACAUCUCACCCAACACAGUGUUCCAGAAUUACGAGAAAAUGGUUAAGAAUUUCAAAGUUUUUACGUACAAGUCAAACGAGGCCGAACUCAAAUUCGCGACCACAGAGGAGUCACUGUUCUAUUCUUCACUACAGAACAGCACGUACCUGACACAAGAUCCCGAGGAGGCACACCUUUUCUUCGUGCCUUUCUCCACGGGCCUCUCCACGCGCGCUCUCGCGCGUGACCUAACACGCGUCCGCAACGAGCUCCCGUACUGGAACCGCACCCUGGGCGCGGACCACUUCUACCUCUCGUGCGAAGGAACCCCCCACGAGCCGGACCGAAUCCUCGUGGAGCUGAAGAAAAACGCGGUCCAAAUCUCGUGCUUCCCCACGCGAAAGGACAAGUUUAUCCCUCACAAGGACGUCACGCUGCCCCCGCUACCCUCUCCCCACGCGCGCGCCAGGCGAGUGCGCGCAAGCGCUGAGGAGUUUUGCGUUGUGGAGUACGGAAACGGCGCGUCGUCGUGGAUUGGUGAGGCGCUGCGGUUGGGGUGCGUGCCCGUGGUGGUUUCGGAGGGAGCCGUCAACGACAUGCCGUUUAUGGAUGUGCUGAGGUGGGGAGAGAUGGCGGUGUUUGUAAGAAGUGAGCGAGGAGUGGAGCGUGUGUUGGGUGACACGUGGAGGGAACGGCACGGGCGAAUGAGAGAAUUGGGUGUGGGCGCGAGUAGGCACUUGCAGUGGAACCGGCCUCCUUUGCCCUUCGAUGCGUUCAACACCGUCAUGUAUCAGUUGUGGCUCAGACGCCAUACCGUCCGAUACGCGAGGAUGCAAUACAAUUAAUCCUGCAUGUGACUGAAUUUAAUACUGUUUCUGCCUUCAACUAUUUGUUGUAUAAGUAAUUUGAAUAAUGCAUUAAGUAAAAAUGUAAUUAUUUUUCCAGCAAUCUAGAAUUAAUUUAUACUUUGUGAAC
This is a messenger RNA of Cajanus cajan (pigeon pea), 1336 nucleotides long. Its product is annotated as putative glycosyltransferase At5g03795. The record is from RefSeq and is a predicted model, not a curated record. Lineage: Eukaryota; Viridiplantae; Streptophyta; Magnoliopsida; Fabales; Fabaceae. Gene Ontology annotation, molecular function: glycosyltransferase activity.